Lactuca sativa (garden lettuce) is the source of this 1951-nucleotide messenger RNA. RefSeq names its product Pleckstrin homology (PH) domain-containing protein (gene SWAP70). Lineage: Eukaryota; Viridiplantae; Streptophyta; Magnoliopsida; Asterales; Asteraceae. Gene Ontology annotation, biological process: receptor recycling; retrograde transport, endosome to Golgi; endosome organization. Gene Ontology annotation, cellular component: early endosome; trans-Golgi network; recycling endosome. The record is from RefSeq and is a predicted model, not a curated record.
CACAACACCCCCUUGCGGUGCAGAAAAGGAACCACCGUUACGGUAUCGAAUAUCGAUCUAGCAAGUGUGAAAAAACUAACAACUACAACUACAAGUCAUAAACCUAACACAACACACCCUUCAAGAUCACCAGAAUCAUCAUUCAUUUCUGAGUCCGGAUUCAUCUCUUCUCCCUCAGGAGACCAGCUGACAAAUUAUCUUUACUACUAUGGCUACCAAUGGGGCUUCUUCUCCGAGAGAUGGAGAUGUGGUUAAUGCCACAGAGGCCAGUUUGGAUAAGAUUAAACGACAAUUGGCAUCUGGGUCGGGUAGAAAUCUCUUGCAGGGUCCUCUUCUCAAGCGAUCUGAAACGCUGAGGAAAUGGAAUGAGAGAUGGAUAAUCUUAGACCCAACAACAGGAAAAAUGGAAUACAAAAUCAGGAGAAACGAUCCAACUGUCAAAGGAACAAUUGUCUUUGAUUCAAAUAGCACAAUAAUGACAUCACCCUAUAACUUCCAUGGACUACCGAAGUAUGACAACUGCAUUAUUUAUAUUGCAACACCACAGAAAAAAGAAUAUUUCCUCUGUGCAGAAACUCCAGGUGCAGCUAGAGCUUGGGUGGCGACAUUGCAUGCAACACAACUGGUAUUAAGGGCUCAUAAAGAGGCUGUGAACUCAUUAGCUGGAAAUAGUUCUGCAAAACUAGGAACAGUAUCUGCUGUUGUGACUGCUGCAAAUUCAACUGCCCUUGAAUCCUCCAAAGAAAUUGAAGCUGCCAUGCAGAUUGCAAGAAGAAAUGCUUUGGGAUCUGUGUUGAACAAAGCACCUGAUGCCCCAUUGGAUGAUUUGACAAUCAUGAAGGAGACAUUAAAAGUAAAAGAUGAGGAGCUGCAAAAUUUAUCAAGGGAUAUUCGUGCAAGGGAUUCAACAAUAAAAGAGAUAGCAGAAAAGCUAACUGAAACAGCAGAUGCUGCACAGAGUGCAGCAUCUGCAGCUCAUACAAUGGAUGAGCAACGAAGACUGGCAGCUUCAGAAGUUGACCGCUUAAGAAAGGAGUUAGAAAAACAAGCCAUUUCUUACACUUCAAAGCUAAGAGAUUCUGAAGAGAAAAUAAUGGUUUUAAGUAAAGAAAGAGAGCAACUUAUUAAACAACGAGACUCUUCUCAUCAAGAGGCGCUUUUAUGGAGGUCUGAGCUGGGAAAAGCUAGGGAACGUGUAGUGAUUCUAGAAGGAGCUGUUGUGAGAGCUGAAGAGAAGGUUAGGGUUAAAGAUGCUGAAGCUGAAGCUGUAAUAAAAGAGGCAACAGAGAAAGAAAGUGUCCUGAGAAAAGAGAAUCAAGAGCUUUUGGCAUGCAUUCAUGUUCUACAACUACAACUUAAAAGCAGGCAGCAGGAGAAUACAAAGCAAGUGCUUGAGGAGAGAGUCGAGUCAUGUUCUGGUGAUACGCAACCCCUCACGAAACAUGUGCAUCCAACGGUGAAGAAUGUGGAUAAGGCGAGCCUUAGUGACUCAAGGAAUAUUCCGGUGUCGGAAAGGAGUUUGGUGUACCCUGAUCAAAGUGGGGAAUGGAAUGAUAUAGAGGCAACAGAAGCAAGAAUAGCGGAUGUCAGGGAAAUCUCUGCUGACACUCAAGGGAAUGGGAGUGGGAAUGAUAUUCCGGUGUUUGUGCAGGGGAAUGAGAGUCAGCAGCAACAGCAGGAAGGAAGUGCGUAUUAUCCGGAUGUUCCUGCGUUUAGACAAUCAGAUGAUACACAACCACCCGAACAAACAACCGAUUCAUACCACCAUCAACCUUGAUCUUGUGUUUACUGUUUUCUUUCUUAUAGGCUCAAACUGAAACCAAUCAAUCAUGUGUGAAAAAUAUGAUGUUAUAGUGUGAAAGUUUAUAUUUGCUAACUAACUUGAGUUGAGGCUACUCUGAAUUCACUGUUUUUGGUAAUCAGUUUCAGAUCGUGUCUUAUUUUUUACUAA